Messenger RNA from Paramisgurnus dabryanus, 2107 nucleotides. It is a transcript of the gene mep1a.2, whose product is annotated as meprin A, alpha (PABA peptide hydrolase), tandem duplicate 2. NCBI's taxonomy places the organism in Eukaryota, Metazoa, Chordata, Actinopteri, Cypriniformes, Cobitidae. Gene Ontology annotation, biological process: proteolysis. Gene Ontology annotation, cellular component: membrane. Gene Ontology annotation, molecular function: zinc ion binding; metalloendopeptidase activity; protein binding. The record is from RefSeq and is a predicted model, not a curated record.
CACCUGUUCAACUCUACUAAGUUUAGUUAACAUGGGCUCCUUAGGGCAAAUAAUCCUCUUUACAGUGCUCCUCACACCAAAGGCACACACACUUCCAGCGGAAUAUGGUAAAGAUGCAGAUGCAGGUGAAUUACGGGAGGACAUUCUUGAAAUUAAUUUAGAAUCCCAAAGAGAUUUGUUUGAGGGAGAUAUUGCUGGGGAUCCAAGAAGAAAUGCCAUACUGGAUGAAACAAAAAGAUGGAUAUUUCCCAUUCCAUACAUCCUCACAGACAGUUUGGAUCUUAAUGCAAAAGGAGUGAUCCUUCAAGCAUUUGAAAUGUAUCGUCUUAAGUCUUGUGUGGACUUUAAGCCCUACGAAGGAGAAAGUUCCUAUAUUUCUUUCACCAAGCUUGACGGAUGUUGGUCAUUUGUGGGAGAUUUAAAGACGGGUCAGAAUGUCUCCAUAGGAGAUAGAUGUGACACCAAAGCCAUUGUAGAACAUGAACUUCUCCACGCGUUGGGUUUCUACCACGAGCAGUCCCGUUCAGACAGGGAUGACUAUGUUAAAAUCUGGUGGGACCAAAUAAUUCCAGGAAAGGAGCACAAUUUCAAUAAGUAUGAGGACGAUUUUAUAACAGAUUUGAACACACCCUAUGACUAUGAGUCCAUCAUGCACUACAGACCUUUAUCUUUUAAUAAGGAGCCUGAUAUUCCCACCAUAACCACCAGCAUCCCUUCUUUCAAUAACGUGAUCGGACAACGCUUAGACUUCAGCGCUCUUGAUCUGGAAAGACUCAACCGCAUGUAUGACUGCACUGCAACACACACUCUUCUGGACCAGUGUGCCUUUGAACAGAUCAACAUUUGUGGAAUGAUUCAGUAUGAAGACGACGAUGCAGACUGGGUCCACACUUUAGGUUCAACAGAAAUUAAAGACCACACUCUUUCAGGACAAUGCCGAGAUGCCGGAUAUUACAUGAAAUUUGAAACUGCUAACAAAACUGAGGGCCACAGUGCUCUGUUGGAGUCACGGAUUCUGUAUCCCAAGAGGAACAGACAAUGCCUUCAGUUCUUCUACAGGAUAAGUGGAGGCCCCGAGGUCCAACUCGCCAUUUGGGUUAGAACGGAUGAUGGAACCGGAUCUGUUCACAAAGUCAAUAGAGUUCACACAAUCAGAGGGGAUGAUGAUGAAUCAUGGAAGAUUGCACAUGUCACUCUAAAUGUUGAGGAAAAGUUCAGAUACUUCUUCCAGGGUAUUGCAAACUCCACCAAACCUGGGGGAGGAAUCUUUAUAGAUGACAUUACUCUGACUGAGACAUCUUGCCCAACUGCUGUCUGGAGGAUCCAGAACUUCACCAACCUGCUUAAAACGACUUCACAUGGUGACGGAAUUCAGAGCAAACCGUUUAAUAACUCUGAGGGUUAUCCGUUUGGAAUUACUGUCUAUCCGAAUGGCAGGCUAAACUCAUCUGAGGAGUUUGUCGGGAUCACCUUUCAUCUCUUCAGUGGUGAGAAUGAUGCAGUCUUGGAGUGGCCAGCAAUGAAUCGACAGGUCACAAUCACGACUCUGGAUCAGAAUCCAGAUGCAUUGCUUCGAAUGUCUAACAGCAGAAGUUUCACCACUGAUGAUGGCACGUUGUGGAGGAAACCAUCUACUGGUGAAGAAUGGGACGAGGACUGCAAUUGUUACAGAGGACCAGAGUUUGGAUGGAGUACUUUCAUCUCACAUGAUCAGCUUCACAGAAAAGACUUUAUCAAGAAUGAUGACCUAAUCAUUACUGCUGAUUUUGAUGAUUUGACACAUCUCAUAAAAUCAGAAGUACCAGUCAAGCCCAAACUUUCAAUUUUCAGCCAAACUGUAGAGGAAAGCAUUGGGAACCCAAAAGUUCGGAGGGCACGUGCACUCGUCGACCCAUGUCAACCCAAUCCUUGCUAUAAUGGAGGCGCAUGUGUCAAUAUUCAAGGGAAAGCGACAUGCAGGUGUAUAUCUGGACAAGCCAUUGUAUACAUGGGCGAUAACUGUGAGAAACAGCAGAUUGAUGGAGGAAUUCUGGGUGUUUUGAUAGGGGGGGUUGCAGGCACGUUAACACUUACUGUUAGUAUUAUUGCUGUUAUCUACAGACAGUAG